Molecule: messenger RNA, 1005 nt
Organism: Argentina anserina (silverweed cinquefoil)
Lineage: Eukaryota; Viridiplantae; Streptophyta; Magnoliopsida; Rosales; Rosaceae
Product: cell number regulator 6-like
Exons: 4
Coding region: 116-847 (243 amino acids)
Source: RefSeq, a predicted model, not a curated record
GACUCGGCGACGAGUUGAAGAAGAGAGAGAGAGAGAGAGAGAGAGAGAGAGGCCCGAACCCUUGAGUUGACUCAGCUGAAUCCCGAUCUCAUUUCCGAGAUUCGCUGCAUUUCCGAUGGCGGACGGUACCGGCCACUCGCGCUACGUCAAGCUGACGAAAGAUCAGGCGCCGCUUGAGGAGGACAUCAAGCCCGGCGAGCUCAACCAGCCCAUCGAUGUGCCUCAGUUGAAUGUUCAGAAGUGUAAUGAAUGUGGACAGCCUCUGCCGGAUAGCUUUCAGCCCCCGGCUGAUGAGCCGUGGACAACUGGGAUUUUCGGCUGCGCCGAAGAUAGAGAUAGUUGCCUGGCGGGACUAUUUUGCCCCUGUGUUCAGUUUGGGCGUAAUGUUGAAAACUUAAGAGAUGAUGUGCCAUGGAAUACACCCUGCAUUUGUCACGCCAUUUUCAUUGAAGGUGGCAUGGCUGUUGCAGCAGCAACUGCAAUUUUCCAUGGUGUUGACCCACAAACUUCAUUUCUUAUUGGCGAGGGUCUGGUGUUCGCAUGGUGGAUGUGUGGAGUGUAUACAGGUCUUGUUCGGCAAUCCUUGCAGAAAAAGUAUCAUCUUAGGAACUCACCGUGUGACCCUUGCUUGGUUCACUGCUGCCUGCACUGGUGUGCCUUGUGUCAGGAGCACAGGGAGAUGAAGAACCGCCUUUCUGAAAAUUCUGUGCUGCCAAUGACCGUUGUUAACCCUCCUCCAGUUCAACAGAUGAACAAGCCUGCUGAUGACAACGACAAUCCUGAGUCUGCCGCACCAUCCUCUACUGGCAACAAUGGGCAUACUACAAUGGAAAUGCAGCCAUUGUAGGAAUACUUUACUAAGUACUAUAAUAUUUCGGUAGGGAUUUAAUCUGUGUGUUCCUCGUGUAAAAUGUUUGGAUCACAUACACGAGGUUACCAUCUAUACUUUUGAUCGAAACAUCAGAAAAUAUAUAUGAGACGUAAAUCGAAAGAGUUUGCUCGGUG